Aspergillus caelatus is the source of this 1515-nucleotide messenger RNA. It is a transcript of the gene tim44, whose product is annotated as protein translocase subunit TIM44. The transcript is spliced from 2 exons. Gene Ontology annotation, biological process: protein import into mitochondrial matrix. NCBI's taxonomy places the organism in Eukaryota, Fungi, Ascomycota, Eurotiomycetes, Eurotiales, Aspergillaceae. The record is from RefSeq and is a predicted model, not a curated record. Gene Ontology annotation, molecular function: protein-folding chaperone binding. The coding region runs from base 1 to 1515 and encodes 504 amino acids. Gene Ontology annotation, cellular component: mitochondrial inner membrane.
AUGUCGGCCACCGCGCGGACGGCCACCUUGCGGUCUCAAGUACCGAGUUUGAGAACAGCUGCUUCUCAACGGUCAUCCAUCCAGGCUUACUCCUCAUCGACAUCGCCUACAGCCAGAAUCUCCCUUUCCUCCAAUACCGAACGCGCAACCCGUCCUGUCUCCCAAAUCCUUUCCCCGUACGCUGCUCUUCCACUCACGCGAUCCUUCCAUGUCAGCACUUCUCGCUGGCAACAACAAGAACAGAAGAAGGAGAAAGAACCCGAGGAAUCCAAGGAAUCUAAGGAAUCUAAGGAGGAAAAGGAUGAAGGCAAGUCUGAGGAGGAAAAGAAGAAUGCGCCUCCUCCCCCUCCUCACGGAGACAAGACUCCCUGGCAGGUCUUCAGAGAGACUCUGCAGUCAGAGUUCAAGGCCUCCAAGGAGUGGAACGAGUCCACCAAGGCUCUUGCAUCUUCAGCACAUCAGUUCACAGAGAAUGAGAACAUUAAGAAGGCUCGUGCCGCCUACGAAGCCGCCCAUGGAGCGGCUGCGACUAAAACCGGAGCUGCCUUGAAGUCAACCGGUCAAGCCCUUGGCAAAGGAGCUUCCUGGACAUGGAAUACUCCCGUCGUUAAGGGUAUCCGAAAGGGUGUUAACGCGACCGGUUCUGGAAUCGAGAAGGCGACGCGGCCCGUGCGAGAGACUGAGGCUUACAAGAACGUCAAGGAUGCCAUCGACGAUGGCAGUAGCUCCCGUUAUGGUGGCUAUAUUGACAAGGAAGAGCGCCGCAGAUUAAGGAAGAAGCGUGAAGAGUUGGAAUUGAAGGCUGGUAAGCGGAUCGAACCCAUGGUUGAAGAUCCAAAUGCCGGUACCAACGUCACACUUCAUAAGGACUCUGCCUGGAAGGAGUCAUGGCGCGACUUCAAGGACUCCAACCCUAUGAUGCAGAAACUCUUCGCUUUCAAGGAAACCUAUAACGAGUCUGAGAACCCAUUGAUCAGCACUGCCCGCAGCAUUUCCGACCGCGUGGCUGGAUUCUUUGCUGAAAAUGAAACUGCUCAAGUCAUUAAGAAGUUCCGUGAAAUGGAUCCCAACUUCCAGAUGGAGGAAUUCUUACGGGAGAUGCGUGAAUAUAUCCUUCCUGAGGUUUUGGACGCGUACGUCAAGGGUGAUGUUGAGACCCUCAAGCUUUGGCUCUCCGACGCUCAAUUCAGCGUCUACGCCGCCCUCGCCAAACAGUACACAACUGCCGGUCUCAAGUCCGAUGGUCGUAUCCUCGAUGUCCGUGGUGUUGAAGUCAUGAACGCCCGUAUGUUGGACCCUGGCGAUAUUCCUGUGUUCGUGGUGACCUGCCGUUCACAGGAAGUACAUGUGUACAAGAACGUGAAGACCGGCGAGCUUGCCGCUGGUAUGGAGGAUAAGGUCCAGCUGGUCACUUACGCCAUUGGUCUCACGAGGAUACCGGAAGAUGUUAAUAACCCGGAGACCCGGGGUUGGAGAUUGAUCGAGUUGCAGAAGGCUGCUCGUGACUACAUCUAA